Verticillium dahliae VdLs.17 is the source of this 831-nucleotide messenger RNA. RefSeq lists its product as uncharacterized. The transcript is spliced from 2 exons. Bases 1 to 831 code for a protein of 276 amino acids. Lineage: Eukaryota; Fungi; Ascomycota; Sordariomycetes; Glomerellales; Plectosphaerellaceae. The record is from RefSeq and is a predicted model, not a curated record.
AUGUUUGAACUCCCAGAGGCGAAGAGAGUCCGUCGCGAAGAUCUCCUCGACUCGGCAUCUGAUGGUUCCGAUGUAGACGAGGACGACCAGCACCAUGCCGCCCUGAGGGCUCGCCUUGAGGCCCAGCUCGCAAGCGCCUUCACAUUCGCCCCGAUCGAUACUCCAUCGUCUGCACGUGCACCAGCUCCCGCCGCAGACCAGGAUUCAGACGGAGAGGCGCAUCGGGGUCAGGAGAAGCAGCAGAGGCAGCAGGAAGAGGAGGAAGAGGAAGAGUUUGAAUUCAGGCUCUUCAGCUCCGCCAAGCCAGCCGCAAAGGUCAUCCUGCCCGACGAUGACGAGGGCGCGCCGCGCGGCGAGGGCGCCAUGCUGCGGCGGCGGCCGCUGCGGUACUACCUUGCCGAACCCCUGACGGACGCACAGCGCGCCGAGGUCGAGUUCGCGGCCGUCAGCGCCGAGGAUGUCUUUGAGCGGGCGGCACGGCGGUGCUGGGGCAUGGAGAUGCCGUGGCGCGUGACACACAUCGAUGGCGCGGCUGGCGCGGGGACGAAGAAGAAGGCAGCGUCGUCGGCCACGGGCCUGCGAGAGGACGGCAAGAGGAAGAGACCGGGACAGAAGAAGAGGCUCGCGAUGCGGACGAGAGAGAGGGAGGCGAAGAAGAAGGCUGAAGAGGCGGAGAAGCUGAAGACGAGCAAGGAGGAGCAGCUGAGGGAAAAGAAGAAGAGGCUGAACCGCCAGCGGAAGCUCAAGAGGAGAGCCAAGGCAAAAGAGGAGAGGGCUGCGGCGGGGUUGCCGAGCGAUCAUGGAGGGUCCUCGUCUGAAGGCGACGACUGA